Paramecium pentaurelia is the source of this 714-nucleotide messenger RNA. NCBI's taxonomy places the organism in Eukaryota, Ciliophora, Oligohymenophorea, Peniculida, Parameciidae. The record is from the annotation of a GenBank genome assembly.
AUGUGGAAUUACACUCCUGCUAGUAAAAUUUGUCAUAUGAGAACAUAAAUGGAAGUAAAAUAAUUACUUAAUUGCAGGCAUAUGAUAAACAUUUAUAUAGUGUUAGAAAUGCUAAAUCGAUAGUUAAAACAACUACUCCUUAUAAACCAUAUUUUUUGUCAGUUUGUAGUCGAUAUCAAAAUAAAUAUGAGUAAACAAUAAUAAUGAUUCCUUAUGAUAUAGAGAAACAAUGAGAUUAACAAAUGCAAUUCAAUAUUAUUUGACAAAAUACUUGAUAUUGAUAUUAGAUAAGGAGAUUUAAGUUAAUCAAAAAUGAAAUAAAAAUUUAAGUUAAAUAGUACAAGUCGUUAAUCAACUAAUAGAAACAGAGGUUUAUCUAUAGAUCUAGAAAAUAGUGUAUAAUGAAUAACUAAUAAUAGAAAAUUAGUGAUAGGAUUCAAUCAGCAAAGAGUUAAUAUUCUAAAUAAAGAUAAUUAAGACAUAGUUCAUAAUUUGAAAGAUAUAGUAAGAAUAUCUCUUAGAAUGCAAGUUAAAUAUAUAUCUUAUAAAUUAAUAGGGAGAUCAUCUCAUUAUGAUUUCAAAUAGCUAUUAUUAUCAAAAUCUUUUGAGCAUAAACUAAAGAAACCUUUACUUAGAUCUUCAUAUGUAUCAAGUCAAAACUAGUAUUCAGAACCAAGUCCAUAUUAUUCAGAAAACCCUUAGGUUUAUUUUUGA